ACAGUGUGUAAGAUGUUGCUGCUGCUGUGCUGCUGUUUACUGCUCCAGCAGGUCAGCAGUACUCAGGCAGGGAAAGCUGUGGCUGGAAAGGCUGCAGGAGGGAAGUCAGGGAAGGUCCAUGUGGGAAACACUGAGCUGGUGGUGUAUGGAGGCGGCGGCUCUGGGCGUGUGCAGUUCUGCAGCUGGCCGUGCCGGUGCGGUCCGAGGCCACAGUGCGCUCCGGGGGUCAGUGCUGUGCUGGACGGCUGCGGCUGCUGUAAGAGCUGUGCACAACAGAUUGGAGAACCCUGUAACGAGCGUGAUGUGUGCGAUCCACACAAGGGCAUGUACUGCGACUUCUCCCGGGACAAACCACGCUUCCAACUCGGGGUGUGUGCAUACAUGAUGGCAGUGGGUUGUGAUCUAAACGGAGUUCGCUAUGAGAAUGGUGAGGCGUUUCAGCCCCACCCUCUGUAUAAGUGCACAUGUAUCGGUGGAGCUAUCGGCUGUACACCUGUAUUUAUCCAGAAACCUGCAGCCAUGUUGGGGUCAGCGCCCUUACAGAGCAGCAUCACCCCCGCUGGGUUACGGGUGAAAACGCCACAGGACACGGCGUACAGGAGCACGUCAGCUUACAGGACUCCUCCUUUAGUGAAGACGAGGGGAUGUGUGGUCCAGACGACGCCCUGGUCUCCCUGCUCACGCUCCUGUGGCUUCGGCAUCUCCAUCCGCAUCUCCAACCACAACACCAAGUGCGACAUGAGGAAAGAACGGCGCCUGUGUUUGCUCCGCCCCUGCGACAAAAAAAGCCUGAAGAUCCCUGCAGGGAAGUCCUGCGAGCCGGAGUUCCAGGCGAGGACGGCAGAGAAGCUCACUCUGUCAGGCUGCACGAGUAGCAGGAAGUACCGACCGCACUACUGCGGAGCGUGCACCGACAAACGCUGCUGCGUCCCAAAUCGCUCCAAGGUGGUGAAAGUGGAGUUCAAGUGUCUGGGCGGAGCCAGAGUGCAGUGGAAGAUGCAGUGGAUUACUUCCUGUGUGUGUGAGAGGAAGUGCAACAACCCAGGAGACAUGUUCUCCCAACUCCACUUACUGUGACACACAUCCCUCCUGCUGUAAUGCGUUCGACUCCUUCCCUGUUUUUAAUAAACACAGUUAAUCUUC
Neoarius graeffei (lesser salmon catfish) is the source of this 1143-nucleotide messenger RNA. It is a transcript of the gene ccn6, whose product is annotated as cellular communication network factor 6. Gene Ontology annotation, molecular function: integrin binding; heparin binding. The record is from RefSeq and is a predicted model, not a curated record. Bases 13 to 1077 code for a protein of 354 amino acids. Gene Ontology annotation, cellular component: extracellular matrix; extracellular region. Gene Ontology annotation, biological process: signal transduction; cell adhesion. Lineage: Eukaryota; Metazoa; Chordata; Actinopteri; Siluriformes; Ariidae. The transcript has 5 exons.